CGAGAGCGAGAGAGAGAGAGAGAGAGCAUAUGGGUUCAGAAAGUGUAUCAAGCGCUCUAGAGAAAGAAAUUAUAGGAUUUGAGUCGCGUGAGUAUUUCUAUGUUUUUAUUACAAACCGGGUGUGCGUGCCCGCGCGUAUGCGUGUGCACGUGAGGGGGCAGACCCCGAGAUAAGGUUGAAUAAACCCCCCGCCGAGCGGAACUUACGUCCAGCAACAAAACCCUCUUAAACCCGGAGGAGGUCUCCGCUCCACACAGACCAGUACGACCACUAGCACCACCAGUACGACGACAAGCACCACCAUUACGAGCACCAGCACCGCCAGUACGACCACCAGUAGGACGACCACCACCGCCAACGGUAGAUCUCCGCGCCGUUGUUCACAACCCGAGAUGAAGGAAGUUCUCUUCUGCGUUGCGCGCCUCCUUGUGCUCUUGUCCCUGUUGGCCGCCAGGCUCGCGCAUGGAGGCAGACCGCCGCUCGCUUACCUGGAGGACUGCGACGACAACACUUGCUUCCUCCUGUUCCCCGGGGCGCACGACUUCGCGGGCGCUCGGGACGCCUGCCGUGCGGAGGGCGGCAUUCUCGCGACGCUGCCGUCGGCGGCGGAGGCGCGCAGGGUCCAGGAGUUACUGCUGCGCGCGAGCAUCGGGAGGUUCUGGAUCGGCCUGACCCUCGCGGAAGGCCGGUGUCCCACCAACGACUCGGCAAAUUACGGCUACGAGUGGGUUACCGGGGCCGCCGCUGGAAUCUCCUCAAACUGGACGGGGGUCCCGGACAGAUGUGACCGCAAGUGCGUGUCCGUCUCGACGGACGGCGCGUGGCAGCAGGAGUCGUGCGAGGGGACUCUGGACGGGUUCCUGUGCUCCGCGCCGUUCGGCUGGUGUCGCGUCACGGACCGGUCGGCCGAACCGGGAGAGCACGCCGCGUUAAACGGUUCAACGAACGCGCGGAGAACCCCAGGUGGAACCCUGUGGACGACCCGAGGGGAGAAGGGCUCGCGCUACAUCGACUUCAAGUGGCUGUGCGGGCACGGCAAGUGGUGGCGCGCGCCGUGGUUCUGCGAGGUGGAGACCGGCGGCUGCUCCCACACCUGCGUGAACAGCAUGUGCACGUGCCCCGACGGACUGAAGCUGCACUCGAACAACGUCACGUGCGUCGACGAGCGCGAAUGCUCCGACACCGCGGACUGCACGGGGGAGCACGUGCAGUGCCGGGAGCGGCUGGACGGGGGCGGGUCCGAGUGCUCGUGCAUGGACGGCUACGCCAUGGAGGACGGGGCUUGCAUGGACGUUAAGAUCUGCGACCUCUGCGAGCACAUGUUGUGCCCCACGGUGGAAGGGGCUAAGGUAUGCAGGUGCCGCCCCGGGUUCGUGGUGUCCCGGGAGAACGCCACCCGCUGCGACCCCCACUGCGACAGGAGCGAUUGCCCCGCCCAAUGCGUGGUGGACGCCAAGGGGCGGUCCCAGUGCCGCUGCCCGUCGGGCUAUGUCGUCAACGACGAGCAAAGCACUGCCCCGCUGUGCGUCCGGAUCGACGACUACGACGACUACUCCGACCCCACCCACCCCACCCCGGGCACCAGCGAAGGGGCGGGGUCCAGAGCCCCCCCGCCCGCCCUCCCGGCCACAGGGGUCCCGGGCUACGUGCGGGUGGGAGCAGCCCUGGGCAUCACGGCGUUCGUGGCGGCGGCCAUGGCGGUUCUGUACCUGCCGCUGCGCUGUGCGCUGCGGCGUGCCAGCGGCACGCUGGAGCUGAGCCCCGACGGCGGCGGGCUCACCCUGCAGCAGGUCACCACCGAGAAGUACCAGCGCUUCUCCUUCGACAAGCAGAGCCGCGAGACCCCGGGGUGGUGACUCCCCGGGGGGGCCGCCCACCCCCCACGAGGACCCGCUCUACGGACCGAUCAGGGACCGGUUCUGGUGUCGGUUGAGUCAGGACCAGACUGGGACCCUUAACUCACCGACACCCCCCUCCACAGGGGGCUCAGAGGCAGAGCGGGGGCUGGAGAGCGGAGCCUCCCUGGAGGGUGAGGGCCCCUCACCUGUAGAGGGUGAGGGGCCCUCACCUGGAGAGGGUGAGGGGCC
Gadus macrocephalus (Pacific cod) is the source of this 2087-nucleotide messenger RNA. RefSeq names its product thrombomodulin-like. Gene Ontology annotation, molecular function: extracellular matrix protein binding; extracellular matrix binding; transmembrane signaling receptor activity. The record is from RefSeq and is a predicted model, not a curated record. Lineage: Eukaryota; Metazoa; Chordata; Actinopteri; Gadiformes; Gadidae. Gene Ontology annotation, cellular component: external side of plasma membrane; membrane; extracellular matrix. Gene Ontology annotation, biological process: cell migration. Bases 393 to 1856 code for a protein of 487 amino acids. The transcript has a single exon.